UCACCUGUGCAGUGAUGUGACGCAAAGCUGCAUAUUAGGCUGGAAAGAGAAGUUCCCUUUUUCACACUCAUUUGAUUAGGUUGGAUUCCUUAUGUAAAGUAGAUUUUAUAUAACAAUGGCUUGAAAAUAUAUGUCACAGGCGCACCACAGGCAAAGCAGUGCAGAGCAUGUAUUAGUCACUGAGGCACACACUCACACACAGAGGCGAGUGAGCACGCACUCACUCUGUAGCUCCAGCAGAGAUCUGCCUGCUUUGGCAAUGCUGAGUCUGACUGAUAACGAUGCAGUUCUGCAGAAAGGUGCUCUGCCAGCCGUGUAGUGCCAGAGUCACUUCACCAGAGGAGGACAUGGAAUACAAGAUGGGGAGCUGCAUCGGAAUCUCACACCGCCAGCCAGAAGAGGGCGCUCCAGAAAAUGUUGUUCUGUUUCCACCUCAGGAAAAUCAAAAUGACUCCCUACAGGCUGAAGCUCACGCUGAGAGUUUGACCCAGAGGGACGACAAUGCGCUGCUGACCGAAGCGUCGACCAGCCAGCAGAGUCUGCUGUCUCAAACAGUGCUCCCAGACGUCCCAGUCAUCACUGGAGUGGAGGAGAGCAGAGACCAGGAGGACAAGGAGGAGCUUGAGUUUCCUCAUGACCUGCUGCCCAGUCUAGACUUCAGCAGUGAGCUCAACAUCUGGGAGUCCUCGCUGGGAACUCAGACUAGCUCAGGUGAGAGGAAAUGUGAGCAGGUGAACCCCCUGCUGGCGGGCCUGCAGCAUCACAUGGAAGUCAGUCGACCACUGGUGGUUCUAGAUACAAGGCCUCAUGAAAGCGACCCAGUUCUCACAGAUGCCCAGCCUUCAUCUCGGCCCGCUGCCACACCUUACCCAGAUGUCCGACCCGUGACCCCUCCCCCAUCCUUGCUCUUAGACUUGGAACUCCAAGAGGCCUUCCAGGAAUGUGAAGAGCAAAUGGCCUCACUGGGCAUACUUAAUUCCACAACGCUCCCCAGCACCACGCCUGAGACGGUUAAUGAUGUAGGGAAGAAAACUGGAGAAGUGAUGGUUAAUAAGUCCAAUGAGUCAUCGUCACUGCCUCCAAUCGUAGUCCAGCCAGGACAUAGCAACAGGGGCCAUGGAAACAAGAGUACACACGGAAACAGUGAGGCAGCAAACAGUCAGAAGGAUACAGUUGUGUUUAGUUUCAGGAAUUACAUACUGGGCACUGAGAAUAGUGUUGGGGCAGCAGAGACGGAAAGUGAAAUAAAAGCAACACAGAGCCUGGAUAAAUGUCCAGACAUUAAGCCAGAAAAAGAAACAGAGAUAGAUGAGCAGAAGGAAACACCCCCGCAUACACAAUUAGAAACAGCCACAGAUUCAACCCCAAAAGAUGUUGCAUUCACUGAGCAGAGAGACAAUCUAAGAGAGGAACAUGCUGAUUCUAAUGCAGCCACAGAGGAAAAUGGCCCUCUCGAUUGUAAUACAGUGAUUAGGGAGGAAGGCACAGAGGCAAUAACAGAGACUGUAGACAUAAAGAAAGAAAAUUAUAGUGAUGAGUCUAGUAUUAAUGUUUGUAUAGUUGAAACUAGAAAGAAAGAAGAUUCAGAUAAUGAAACAUUGGAGUGCAGUAAUCUUCAUUUAAAGGAUGAAGUUGCAUUAUCAGAGAUGCAGUCAGAGACACACACAGGAGCAAACAGUCACACUGAGGAGGAUCAGGAGUCAAAAACAGACAAAUGGAUGAAUUCACCAGGUGACAAACAGGCUAAGCAGGACAAAAAUGCAAAGAAGAAAGAAAAAAAUAAACAAAGGAAAAAGAAAAAGAUGGAGAAGACUGAACAGAAAGCAAACACAGUAGUACAACCUGAAAAUGAUUUACAGGCUGCGUCACUUGUAAAUGCAGGAAAUCACACAGACUCAGUGGAAAAUGUAGAAUCAGUGUCACAGGCAGACACUCAGACUGUGAUUUGUGGGCAACAGCCUGAUAAUGGGGUUGACUACAAGCAACAGCUGAGUCCCGGGGGAAUGCCCAGCCCCAGACUACCAUCCUCUCAUAGCAGGCAGGAUCAUCUUACUGACUCAGCCUCUUCACCUGUGUCCAGCCAGGCUCUUUCACAGAGGCCUCAUCAGUCAGAUAACCACAACCUUACAGAUCCACCAUGUGGCAGGAAUCACAUCUCAGACGAAGGUCCACAGCGGGAGCAAUAUGCAACCGGAGGUGUCAUCAACAACCAAAAUACACCCAUGACAUAUGUCCAAACUACAGUUAUCAAUCCAGCUGCUUCUGCUGAUAAGAGAUCAGAUGUACAAACACAAGAAGCUAUAGUUACCUCAGAAGCAGUGAUACUCACACAGGGGAAUCGGAGCCCACUCUCCAACAGCCGAACUUGUGUGGGAGAGAGUGCCCUUGAAGAGGCUUUAGUGGUGGUUGCUGCGUUGCCACUGACAACACCCACGAUGCCAGAAGUGAUAGAAAGCAAGGGAGAGGGAGAAAGUGUGAGGCGUGAUUUACUGGAGAGAGUAGCUAAUGUAGAAAUCGCAGAGAGUGAGAAAGCAAUAGGAGAGAAAGAUUUGGGAGGAAUAGUAAAGUGCCUCAGCUCUGCAGGCGGAGAGAAAGAAGGACUCCUGGACAACCUUUCUCAGCUCGCAUUAAUCUGUUCACAGGGAAAAUGCUCACUUGCAUUCUCAGCCAAAGAGGGACAGACUGCAUCUGAGGAAAGCUGCAGCAGCAAAAUGCCACACAACUUGGCUGAGACUGAAAUGAAGGUACUGAGAGAGACAACCGUUUGCAGUACAGACACAGAGAUCUCACCAGCUGAAGAGGGAGACAGAGAAAAGGAGCCACUUCGGUUAGAAGCCUAUAUCAAUACUCCCCUUGGGCUACUAACUGGUCUUGAUUGUCAGGAUCACAGUGCUGCGGGAUUGGAGGGUGGAGGAGGAGGAGGAGGAGGAGGAGGAGGAGGAGGAGGAGGAGGAGGAGGAGGAGAGGAGGUGGGAGAGAAAGGAGGACUGGCUAGAGAGCACAGUUCAUUCAGCCAGCCAGAAGGCUCUGCUAGUGGGGUGUCAUCAGCCGAGACUGAGACGUGUCCGCCCACCGAUGUUGCCGAGUCACAGCUGAAGUCACAGAGCUGGAGUGAGCCGAUUGCUACCAUCAUUGAGAGCAUCUGCACUGAAAAGGACCGUCUCUCUCACCCCUGCCAGGAGCAGCAUGGUGCAGCAAUUUCACCUCUCUACAGUGACCCUGAAAAGAGCUCCAGCAAUACAAAUAGAGGGGUAAGCGCUGAUCUCAAACAGAAUUUAAUUUCAGAGGAAGCACUGUCUUUGGGAUACACUUGUGAGGAGUCAUCCAUCACAGAGACAGAGAGAAACUACAGCCAAGUCUUCCUGUCUUUAAUCUCACCUCAGCCUUUGACUACAGCACAACAAAUCCCAGUCGAGCAACAAGAGAGCAACAUUCAACAGGUCCGAUCUGAAAGUAGCACAACAGAAGCCAUAGCAGCCGAAGGUGCAGCUAAGUUCCAAGCCCAGACCCAGAGCAAUAGUGGUGCUAUGUCUGGAGUGGCUGUGUACGUAUGUGACAGCAGUGGACGCAACAACAGAGUUCACUUUGCGGACACUGUGAAACAAGAGGGCAGUUCCUCUGUGGAUCUCAGGAACAUGUCGGCUAUGGACUGCGCCUCUUUGCCUCCGCUGACUGUACAUGAGAGUUUGCACCAUCCUGUUGUUGAGGCCAGCUACACCUUCCCAGAUUUCCUCAGCUUGAAGAAGCCAGAACUCCCCACAAAUGCAGCUCCUGCCAAGGAUGAACAAGCAGUAUGGAGUUCAGCUGACUUAACAAAGCCACAGAAAGAUGUUCAUUUGGAUAAAGGAGAUAUGGGGACUAAAUGUACCAAGGAGAAUAUUAACAUAGAUCAGUCAGGUAACGGCAACUUGAAGACAAACACAGUGGAUUUACAGUCGGUGACUGAGGGCUGCUCAAACCAGCUUCCAUGUCCUACCGAGAAGAAUCAGACUGGUAAUGAAGAUUGUUUUGACCUUUCACUAACAGCAGCAAGUGCCAUCUCUGAGGCUGAUCAUCUAACAGCUGAGCAGGUGUCAGCAAAGGUGACAAAGCAAUUUGAGGCGGAAACAGAGAAGGGUGUUGUAAAUCUGUGUUUGUCAAAGGAAAAAGAGAUAGAUGAGUUACAUGCUGAGUCUCGAGGCUCAAUCAAGGCUGGUCAGCAUCAGGAGUCACCCUUAAUAAGUGAUGCUACUGUCAUUCUUGAAGAAAAAGAAGGUAACCAAUAUCCUCUCUCCUCAUGUUCUGUGCUUCCAGCUGAUGAUGUUACCUGCAAGCCUUUAAGUGAUGUCUCCACAUUGUUACCUGUUGGGCAGCUCUCUACUGACCUUGACCCCAGUUCAAAACCUGAAACUGUGACCUUGACCUGCACUGCCUCUCUUCAAACAAAGCCUAGUGACCCCAGUUAUCAGCCUCCCACCCAGUUAGAUCAAACACCUCCCCAUAGACUAGUUACAGAUCCUGUGAAGGCUUGUGAGGGGCCUAAGUCCACAAUUCACUCUGCUGAUCUGACAAAGGAUGAAUCAGUGACUUCAGACGUGACAGCCUCUGACCAGUCAAUUCCUGUUAUCGAGCAAUGUGCCAGUAAUCCUACUUUUGUCCUGCGGCCUCCUGGUCCAAUGUUGAGUCACUUGGAGUUCAUUACUGACUGUGAUAUCUCUCUUCCUGAGCAGACAGACUGCAGUGUUGAUGGUGACAGCACCAAAGUCUCUGGAGAAGCGGAUGGCAACAAGAGCAGAGAAAUGACACAAAUGUCUUUAGCACAGGAUCUGGAGCACAGUGAUGUCACUGUUAAAGCAGAUGAGACUUGUCCAAAACUGGAGGAUAGAAAUGAUGCUAUGGAGUCUGUCGUUGAACUUGAGAAUUCUGCGGUUAAUAAUGUAAAUAUUCCAUUUUCACAUGAGCAAAAUCUUUCUCCUCCAACUCAGCCUCCUGUUGCAGUGGGUGUACUGGUAAAGGGUAGAUCUGAUAAUGUAAUUUCUCUAUCUCAUACUAAGCCAGACUCUACUGGCAUUAAACCUGUUAUUUGUGAAGCAUCCAUUAAGGAUGACCUCAUUAAUGUCAGCUGCCAACUCAGCUCUGACCUGCCUAUCAAGGAGGCUUAUGAUGGAAUUGAACAAGACAAUAUGAAAGAGAAAUACAAAAUGGGGGAACAGACAUCCAUGUUGUUUGAAGGGGAAAAGAAACAAGUUGAAGAGGCAAUAAUGGAUAAUCAAAAGGAAACAGCAGACAGCAGGAAGCUGCAGACAGAAAAGACAGGCACACCACCACAACAGAGUAAUGGGCCAGAUAAAGAGGCUGUAGAGGAAAAUGGAGACCUGCAGUCACCACAUAAACAUAAAGUACAAAAGACUGAAUCUCCAAUAAGGGAUAUAAAGGAGGAAGGAGAAAGGAAAAGUGACAUUGCAUCUAAAAACCAGACAGAGACUUCUUCCUUAUCUACCGACAAACCUGCAGGAUCAUCUGAGGACAUGCUAAGUGCUAAGUCUGAGUCUGGUAGUGAACCUCAGACUGUUUAUGACCAGAGUUUGUGCCAAACUCCGACGGCAACACUGGAAUGCAGCUCUGACAGGGACACGGCACCAGAUUUGAGUGCAGCUCUUGGCCAAUCACAGUCCACACAAGAUCCAAACUGUUUUGCUCAGCAACAGGGGCAACAGCAGCAGCGCCUGCAAUCCAGACAUCCCACAGAGGAAUUGUCAGGUGGCUGUUUAGAGGGGGGAGAAAAGACUAACAGUCAGGUCAGGCAGACCCCACUACUGGUUCCAGGGGUAGCAGAGGAAGGAGACGGCUCUGUUGGGAGUUUGUGUCAGUCAGUAAGCAGGGAUGAGUUGACAGGUGAUGAAAGCAGUGGCAAUGAACGAGUGACAGGUCUAGAGAAGGGAGAGGGAGCACAAGCUGCACCAGGGGUUGACAGGGUUUAUGUGCCGUCUCAUCUUGCCAAUGAUUUAAAUGAGAGUGGAUGGGCUGCUGAGAGAAAUGCCUCAGCUGACAUAGGGAUAGUAACAACUUGUUCUCAUGUAGGUGAGACAAGACAGGGGAUGGAUGAGAAUAAAAGCCCUGGGUUAGGGGUAGUUGGGUCAGAUACAGAUUUAAUGCCAGACACUGAGUUUGUGAGUGAUCUGAGUGGUAAAGGUCAGCAAAAAAGCAAUCUGUUAGCUGUCUUUCAAGACCAACAUGGAAAACCUGAGACCUCAAAGAACACUGCUGUAUCUGUUGAGUCUGCAUCACAGGUACAUGGGACUUCACAUUUCCAAAUCUCUGUUUCAUCAAAGGUCAGCACAGAUAGUCAUGACAUUCAUACAGAAGUUAUUCCAAGUGCAAACCAGGCUGAAGAAAUUCAUACAGAAAUAUUCAGUACUCUGCCAGAUCCUGUUGGGCAACCAGAAACUGUGGAAAAGGAUUUCAGUGCUUCCACGGUUGUGAAAACCAACAGUAGUGAAACUGAGGAGUGUGUAAUUCGGGAUACAGUGUGCAAGCCUCUUGAGCUCCAAAGCUCCAAUAUAACCUCAGCCACACAAAUCAGCCCAGUAGCACAAACACCCAUAAAAGGCCCUGAUGUAGAGGAGAUCACAAAGGAAGAUAAAGCAGCUUUAGAUGAAGAGAAAGCUAGCAGCCAGGGGAAGGGACAAAGUGAGUUAAAAACAAUAAACUAUGAAGCAACGGAAAAACAGGGGGUUGUAAAUUUAACUGGGAGUGCCAAAGACAGUGGCUCUGGAUCAAUGAAGGUUUCAGACCUCUGUGAAAGUGGGGUGUCACACAGCAGCACUGAGACUACUGUUUGUCACUCUGAGGGGAGCAUUGGUCUUUCUAAGGCAACAGAAAAUGACAGUGAUAUAACAGAUAAAAUAACUCCUGAUGUUAUCACAAUCUCGUCUGUUGUUUCGUCAAAGUGCCCAGAAGGUUUUGCAUCGACCCCUCUUGAAACCCCUACCCACUCAGAGAAGCCACAUGAUCAGUUGUCAAAGCCCCAAGAUGAUAUUGUGGUAAACCCCAUUGUUGCUGCUUCCCAGUGUGAAGGAACAUCACUUGAAAAAGCGCUUGGCUGCAUCUCACCUGUUGAACAAGUGUCUGUGAAUACAGAGGCCACCGAUGUGUCAGAAAGUCCUGCUCCUGGACUAACAGCCCAAGAACCAGAUACAAACUGGAUAAAAGCUCUAAAAGAAGCGGCUUCCCAUUCUCAGAGUAUACAAGAGAACACAGUGGAGACAAGGUCAAGACCCCUCCCAUCUCUGGAGUCUCCUCAGUUAGAGUUUCUUACUCCGACUGAAGAGAUAACUGCUCCUCUGAGACAGGAGGAGAUCCCACAACCAGAGCAAGCAGCAGAGAAGACAACAGAGAUCCCACCUCUAAAUCUUGUGAAGAAGCAAGUGGAUGUUCCUGAACCUUUAAAGAAGACAGCAGAGCUCCCAGAACCAAGACAUCAGACAGCAGAGCUUUCUGAACCAACACAGAACACAAAAGAAGAGCUCCCGGAAGAAACAAAGAAAUUAGAGCUUUCAGAACCAACCAAGAAAGAAGAAGAGCCUCCACAAGAGCUUCCAGAGCCAAAAAGGGAGCCAGUAACUUCUUCAGAAAUAGCAGAGGAGCCAGCUGAGCUCCUAGCACCAACAACAAGCACAGUAUGGUUCCCAGAACCAGCAAAGAAUGAAGAACCAGAACCAACAAAGACGACAACAGAGCCCAUUGAACCAGAGAAGAAGCUGAUCAGUGAGCAGCCAGAGGAGCUAGUGGAAAAACCUGAAAAGAUCCCAUCUGAGGAGCCAUUUAAAGUGUCAGCUGAGGAAUCUGCAGUGACACAAACAGUCCAGGAUCCUGCUGAGGAGCUACAGGACAGCGGGCCCUCCCUCACUGAGCAGGCAGAGAGAGGUAACUGUGCCCCUGCCUCUCCGACACCUCCUACCUCCGAAUACCCCUUCCUGCCUGCCGUCCCUCCUCACCUCCACGACACCACAGAGUUCCCCACUCCACCACCCACACUGCCGGAGAGGCACACACCUGAAGCUGUACCAGCCCCACCUGCAUCUUCCCACCUUUCUCCUCCUCCUCCUCCUCCAGCCCCUGCCUCCCCUCCUGUACCUUCUGCUUACCAGUGUGAGGACCACUGCCCUACUUCUGCACCCUGCCACCCGCCUUUAAGGAGCUCAGAUUCUGAUGGAGCGUUUGAGACCCCUGAAUCCACAACUCCAGUGAAGGCUGUUUCUCCUACUGAGCCCCAAACCCAGCAACUAACGUCCUCUGACAAAGUAGCAGCCACCUCAGUCAAUGAUCCUGCCUCUGACUUGAGUUCAACGGAUGCACUUUGCCAUUCCCCGUCCAUUGUUUUUGAUGAGAACAAGCCCAUUGCAGCCAGUGGCACCUACAACAUCGAGGUUUUAGCUACAGAUUCAUCAAGUCACACUCUGACCCGUUCACUCAGCCUCCAGGGAGGAGAGCUAGACAGUGCUGGUCUGCUGGAUGGAUCAACAGUGGGAGGCUUCCGUCCACAUUCUGAAUCCUUCAGCGUGGGGACUGAGAGUGCCCCAGGGACACUCCACAGGCCCAAGAAAGUCCGUCCUGGGUCUGUGAAGAAGAAGCCUCUUCUCAGACAGAACUCCAACCCAGAGAGUCCAAGACCAGCCUCAUCCAACAGCACCCCAGAGAUCAAGAAGCGGGCAAAGCCUCAAGCUGCCAGCCCUCUUCAGGCUCAGGAGGAAGCUGAAGGAGGGGCUGCAACUCCGAGCCCUGGAGGAACCCUACGAAGGACCAGGAAGAGCCGUGUGGAGACUCCUCCUCCUCUGCUGGAGGAGACCAAUCAUACCAGCCAAGAAGAGAGCCUUGUCAUCCCGGCCUUACCCUUGUGCCAGGAGGAGACCCCUCUCCCUGGUAGUCCAACAAGCAAAGACGAAUCCCCCAUCCCCCCUAGUACCUCCUACAAAUGGGAUCCAGAUAAUUUUGAGAACAUCGACCCUUUCAAGACUGGAGGUAGUAAAAUUGCCAAUUCCCCUGUUCUGGGCCGUAAAGGUCCUGUGUGUGCCCCCAUUGCCACCCCUCCAGAGAGUCCCUCUGUCUCUGCUGUGGAGCCGUGCCCUCCACCUCCUGUUGAAGAGCCAUUCUCCAACCCUGAAGAGCAACCCAUCAUCCCCAAACGUCAGUCAGUAAGGCUGGAGUUUGACUACUCUGAGGAGAGCAGUGAGGCGUCACACCAGGCCUCUCCCCCACCCAAGAAAGUGGGCAAGAAGCCCGGUGGCAAGAUGCCUCUUAGGAAACCAAAGCUGGGGCUGAAGAAGGCCCCUCCAGCACAGACGGAGCAGCUGGACAACAAUCCUCCAGCAACCCACAAUGGCAACGAGGAGGAAAUCCCAGUUCAUAAAGCAUCUUAUAACUUUGAACCUGACAAGUGGGAGGAUCCGAACUUCAAUCCAUUUACUUCUAAGAAAGGUAUCGCCAACUCCCCCAAACUAUCCAGGCCAUCUUAUAGCUUUGACCCCAGUAACUUUGAUGACUCAGUAGACCCUUUUAAAUCCUCCAAUAAGAUGGCCAACUCCCCUCCUAAGGCCUCUGCUUCCUUUGAACUGUCAUCCAAUGACUUUGAAAAUGAAAAUGACAAUGACAACAUCGGGGAACUGGAGGACCAAAAUCAGAACAAACCUGCCAAGAAGAAGAAAACUCCUAUCAAAUCGAAGUCCAGGGGUGUGUCUUCUCUAUGUUGUCUGUUUAAUACUUUCAGAGUGAAGAGGUCGCCAAAGAAAUCUCCAUUGUCUGACCCAUCCCAGGAUCCUACGCCCAUAGAUGAACCUCCCUCUCUCCACCCACAGGAUGACCACGCCACAGACGAGGAGAAGCUGGCCUCCUCCACCAGUCAUAAGUGGGCCGCCCUGCACGACAUGGAUGCAGAUUUGAACUCUGACCAACAAGACUUCCCCCAGCCAUGCGACCUUACAUCCUUUGUUAAUGAGAACAGUCUUCCUCAUCAGGCUCCAGUGCAAGACUAUGAAAUUGAGUACAUGGAGAAGAUUGGCUCCUCUUCACCUCCACUGUCUGUGAAGAAGCCAUCUUUGUACCUGAAGUUGGACUCAGUAUCUGACAACUUAACCAAGAAUAUGUGUGCACAUGGAUUUGAGCCCAGCUCCCCCUGCACAGGGAGUUUUGAGGAGAUGGAGGCCCAGAUAACAGCGGGUAAGACACCGGUGCUGAGCUCCCGGCCUGGUCCCGAAGGCUCUGCUGGGGACAAGGGCAGGAAGAGAGAAAGCGAGGCACUCAGCCGAACACAGAGCAUAGAGAGGGAUGAGCAGCCCCCUAGCCAGGGCCCCAUGGAGGUCCCUGCUCCAGCUCUGGCCAUGCCCCUGUUAGACAGGCUGUCUGAGUGUGACGACCCCCUGCAGUACCUGGAGCCUGACCUGGCUGAGACCAACCCCACUGCAUUCGCCCAAAAACUACAGGAGGAGCUGGUGCUUGCUGCCCUGAGGAUAGAGGCUCUGCAGGUAGCCAAAAACAUCUCUCAGUGCCUCUCCCUCUCUACUGUAACCCCCCAGUCUCGACUCAAGAAACCCAGCACUCGGCGGUGGAAUAUCAACGGUUCACCCUUACUCAAACACAGAGACGUGUCAUCUCCAGUAGAGAGUACUGUGUCCAAGAACUCGCUGUACACCAGGACCACCAACUACAUCGAAGGGGAGAGUCCCCACCUGCCCAGAGAUCUGGACCACUCGCUGGGAAUUGCAAGAGAGGAGAUUGUGACAAAGGAGAAAGAAGUGCUGGAGUGGCAGAGGAAGUAUGAAAACAGCCGACAGGAAGUAGUGGAGAUGAGGAGAAUUGUUGCUGAGUAUGAGAAGACGAUUGCACAGAUGAUAGGCAUGCCAGAGGAUGACCAGAAAGAGAAGUCUCUCUCCCACCACACCAUCCAGCAGCUGAUCGUGGAGAAGGACCAGGCCUUGGCCGACCUCAACUCCGUGGAAAAGUCUCUGGCUGACCUCUUCCGACGUUAUGAGAAGAUGAAAGAUGUACUGGAGGGCUUCCGCAAGAACGAAGAGGUUCUGAAGAAAUGCGCUCAGGAGUAUCUGUCCAGGGUCCGUAAGGAGGAACAGCGCUAUCAAGCCCUGAAGAUUCAUGCAGAGGAGAAGCUAGAUAAGGCCAAUUCAGACAUAGCUCAGGUGCGGGCCAAGGCCAAGCAGGAGCAGGCCGCCUACCAGGCCAGUCUGAGGAAGGAGCAGAUGAAGGUGGACUCUCUGGAGCGCACUUUGGAGCAAAAGAACAAAGAGAUCGAGGAGUUGACAAAGAUCUGUGAUGAGCUGAUCGCCAAGAUGGGGAAAAGUUAGCGACCACACCACACUCAGGCCAAAUCUCACAGAGAAGAGGAGUGGUUGUGGAAAAACAACUUGGAAAAUGAAGCGGAUUAGUAAUAUUUACCAUCAUCUUCCAAGGACUGAUGGACAUCUAAGGCCAAAGUGGUCUUGGGGUUAAAUUUCCUACUGACUUUGUGUAUACAGGAUCCACAGGAUUGGCUUCAUCUUAGUCACUCUGUACAUUUUUGAUGUGUCAGUUUUAUCGUACUGUAUCAGGGGUCCGGUUUAAAUUUUAGAAAAUGUAUCAUAUCACUAAUGAGUGUGUCUGUGUGUGUGAGUGUGUGUAUGAUAAUGAGAAACGUGAGAGCAUUGUUUGUGGGUUAAAUUAUCUAUAAUGAUGUUGCCAUGACAGCCACUGAGGGAGAAGACUGUUUACCCACUCCUGUUGAUAGACUUUGAAAAAGAGUAACAGACAUUUAUUCAUUCAUAAAAUGUUGAUACACCACAAAGAGAAUUAUCACAAUAGCUUACUGCAUGUGAGAGAGAAAGAAGAACCUGUAAUGUUAAUGUUUGUAUAUACUGUAGGAAAUUCCAAGUAUGAAAAAGACUCAUCUUCAUUUUUGAUAGUUAUUCUGUCAUCCUCAGCCCGCUUCCCUCAUGUAACCUUGUAGAUAUUUGUCAUACUUGUCAUAGCUUCCUCGAUGAAAUUGUGGGACUAUAUUUUGGAUUUUAUUUUGAUAUAAAGCAAACUAAUCGUGACUGUAUUCAGUUGUGACCAGGAGUAAUUUAAUUUUGGAUGGAUAUGUCCUAGUCCUGCUAUGGUCAUUGUGUCACACUGAGGAAUAACUUCUCUGCACAGCUACUGUACAGCAUCUGCUUACAAAGUGCAAUAAAAGAUGGCAAUACAGCA
Siniperca chuatsi (mandarin fish) is the source of this 12210-nucleotide messenger RNA. RefSeq names its product transforming, acidic coiled-coil containing protein 2 (gene tacc2). Bases 282 to 11333 code for a protein of 3683 amino acids. The transcript has 26 exons. Gene Ontology annotation, cellular component: cytoplasm. The record is from RefSeq and is a predicted model, not a curated record. Gene Ontology annotation, biological process: cell population proliferation; mitotic spindle organization; cerebral cortex development. NCBI's taxonomy places the organism in Eukaryota, Metazoa, Chordata, Actinopteri, Centrarchiformes, Sinipercidae.